Messenger RNA from Paramecium sonneborni, 1341 nucleotides. Lineage: Eukaryota; Ciliophora; Oligohymenophorea; Peniculida; Parameciidae. The record is from the annotation of a GenBank genome assembly.
AUAUGAAGACAAGCAUUUUGAUUUUGAUUUUAGUCUCUUGCACAUUAGCAAAAUAAUUAUACGAUGUAAAAAAAUCAUAUGUAACACCUGUGAAUGAAAUAAAUUUUGAAAAAUAAAUUAACAAGAUAAGACAAACAACAAAAUAUGUUACAAUAGUUCAUUUCUAUAAAUAUUCAGGUAGUAUUAUGAUUUUGAUUGGUAGAUGGUGAGAGUAGAUCAUUUGCACCAAAAUAUGAUGAAUUUACAAAUGAAUAUAAGGGAAUUUUCAGAAUAGCUUCAUGUGAUUGUGAGGAAGCAGAGAAGAUUUGUUAAAAAGAGAAUGUGUCUAAAUUUCCUACAUUUAGAGUAUAUCCACCAUACCCUGUUCCUGCAAUAGAUUAUGAAGGUCCUCUUGAAAUAGAUGGAAUUCUUAAAUUGGCAACAAAAUACGUCCAUAAUAAUGUUAUAGAGAUUACUGAAGGGAAUAUCAAUACAUUUAUAAAUGAAAAUCCAACAGUCCCAAAAGUUCUAUUGUUUAGUGAAAAGAAAGGAUAUCCACUUGUUUAUAAGGGAUUAAGUGUAGAAUUUGAAGUAUAAGAUAAAAUAUAUAUAAUUAGAAAAAAUUAUCAUUUGGUUUAGUAAGAUCAAGUGAAAAAGCUUUAAUAGAUAGAUACAGUAUUAAAGGUUUUCCAAAAUUAUUGCUUAUAAAAACAAAUGAAAAAAAACCAUAUCCUUUUACAGGUGAAUAUAAAUUUAAAGCAAUGUUUGAUUUUUUGAAUGUUCACAGUGAAGUAUUUGUUCCAGGAGGUGGAUCAUCUGCUGAUAGUGCUGCCACUAAAGAAUGGAUGAUGCAAGUAGUUCCAUAAUUACAUUAAAGAUCUGCAAAUGAUAUAUGUUUAAAAGUAGAAGGUGUUAUUUGUGUUAUUUUAAUGAACAAUGGAGAUAAACCGUAAUUUUAUUUAUGUUAAUUUAUUUUAGAGAUAAUGGAUUAGUUGAUGAAUUGAAAAAAUUAAAUUAAUAAUAUGAGAGACAUAUUAAUAGAGGAACUGUUUUCAAAUUUAUGUGGUUAGAUGUAAAGACAGAAUCAAAAGUAUGUCUUUGUGGCAAUAAUUAUUUUAGUGGGGUCAAGCUUUAGAUUUUUAGGGAGAACCAAAAAUUGUUUUAUUGAAUCCAAGCAAAAGAAAAAGAUUUGCUGUUCAUGAAGGAGAAAUGACAUUUUAAGCUAUCUGUAACCUUUUUAUAUAAUUAUAUUCUAGAAAAAACCUUAGAAAAGUUGAUUAGUGGAGAUCUUAAAUUCAAAAACUUAGGAGAAUCUUUGCCUGAUUUUGUGAAAAUUGAUUUGUGAAUAUUGUUAAUUAGCUC